CUCAAGGUGUGUGCGAUAUAGUCGGAGACAACAGCGCUACGUAUGACGUGCUAUAUAGGCCCACAUAGAAAGAGCACUAACGUUAGCAGUUCCAGUGCUCCGGGAUCGCUGUUUAGAACCUAGAAAAUUUCCCAAAGUACUUUAUGUAGGCUUCGCGAUAGCUUCAAAACUCACCCUUAGUGCGCACCUGCGCCCCUUUUCACUUCUUCAUCGCAGGACGUAUUUCCGGCACCAACCAAAUCUGCGGUUCGUUUUACCAAACCGAAGAGUCGCAUAAAAUACCAUGGCCUUCCCACAAGCCGCCUCGAUGCCCCUGCGCACCCUGCGCAAGCAGCUCUCGUCUGCGCGCGCUGCAUCUGCAUCCUACUCGACAGCGACCUCUUCUUCCCGCACCGUCCCGCUCGCGUUCGACCACCACGUGCCGCCGGCGGGCAAGGAGACGCACUCGCCGACCUCGUCGCCGAUCCUCUUCAUGCACGGGCUGUUCGGGAGCCGCAAGAACAACCGGUCCGUCUCCAAGGUCCUGGCGCAGCACCUGGGCCGCCACGUCUACACGCUGGACCUGCGCAACCACGGCGAGUCGCCCCACGACCCCGCCCACAACUACGCCGCCAUGUCCGACGACGUCGCCGAGUUCAUCGCCGCCCGCGGCCUCCAGGACCCCACCCUCAUCGGCCACAGCAUGGGCGCCAAGGUCGCCAUGGUGCUCGCCCUCUCCCAGCCCGACCUCAUCCGCGACAUCGUGCCCGUGGACAACGCGCCGCUGGACGCCGCGCUCGGCAGCGACUUUGGCAAGUACGUACAGGCCAUGAAGCGGAUCGAGGAGGCCGGGUGCACCAAGCAGAGCGAGGCCGACCGCAUCCUCGCCGAGUACGAGAAGGAGCUGCCCAUCCGGCAGUUCCUGCUGGGCAACCUGCACCGGCCGCAGGGGGAGGCGAGGCAGAAGUUCCGCGUCCCGCUCGGCAUCAUCUCCCGCGAGCUCGACAACAUGGGCGACUUCCCCUUCCGGGACCCGGACAAGGUCCGCUUCGAGAAGCCCGCCCUCUUCGUCAGGGGCACCAGGAGCAAGUACAUCCCCGACGAGGCCAUACCGCUCAUCGGGAGGUUCUUCCCCAGGUUUCAGAUGGCGGACAUCGAUGCUGGACAUUGGGUCAUAUCGGAGAAGCCCGAGCCGUUCUUGAAAGCUGUCAUCGAGUUCUUGGGACCAAAGGAAUAGAGAGAGGUUGUAUAGAGGUACGGAUAUAGCAUUUUGCAUAAGAGAUACCCAACCAUAGACAUAGAAGGAUAGACGCUCGCGCGAGCAUCGGGGGCACAUCAUAGGCGAGAUACAUCAAAAUAUACAUAUGCCGACCACCCUCACCCACGAAGCCUCCAUCUUGUAGCACCUGCCUCUGGGUGCCGGUUCAGUUCUGCCGACUAGCAAGGGCAUGCCGAAGAGUAGUCCGAUGCCAUAUUGCCAAUGUUCAAGGUGCCAUUGUUGGCGU
Truncatella angustata is the source of this 1484-nucleotide messenger RNA. Its product is annotated as prolyl oligopeptidase-like protein. Bases 284 to 1216 code for a protein of 310 amino acids. Gene Ontology annotation, cellular component: mitochondrion. The record is from RefSeq and is a predicted model, not a curated record. NCBI's taxonomy places the organism in Eukaryota, Fungi, Ascomycota, Sordariomycetes, Amphisphaeriales, Sporocadaceae. The transcript has 2 exons.